GGGCCUCUGGGAAGCGUUGGCCGGCGUCUAACGGACCGAAGCUCGUGCUGCCCUCAGGCACAGCCGGCGCGGACCUUAGAGGCUCCUCAGACUCGGUCCGCACCGGCGGUGCCACUUGGGCGGCACUGAGGUGUGGAACUGUGCCUAUCUCCGCGGGUUCGCUGAUUCUUCAGGCAUUCAUUUAUUCAUCAACAUACCAUUUAUUGACUGCUAUCUGUGUGACAGGAACGGUUCUAGAUGCUUCAGGUAUAGCGCUGAACAAAAGAGAAACACUCUGCUGUCAUGGUACUUACAUUGUCGUGGUCCAGAUAAUAAAUGAGCUUUGCCUUUUCAAGCCCUGUCUAUUACCAGAAAGAGGAAAUGACUGAAUCCCAGCUGCAGGUGCACUGAAGGGCAGGGUUUGCUCCCUGUACAACCAACUAAGAGACCCUGCUUCAUGUAAGAGACCCUGCUUCAGGAACUGCAUGUGCACUGGUGUGUGCUGUUAUCGGUCCUCCUCCCCAGAGCAGGAAUCCAUUGGGAGUGGCACAUUUCUGUCCAAGGCUACCUGCCAAGGGGAACAGUGACAUUCAAAGAUGUGGCUAUUGACUUCACCCAGGAAGAGUGGCAGCAGUUGGAUCCUGCUCAGAGGAACCUGUACCGGAAUGUGAUGCUAGAAAACUAUAACAACUUAAUCACAGUGGGCUGUCCAUUUACCAAACCUGAUGUGAUUUUCAAGUUGGAGCAAGAAGAGGAGCCUUGGGUGGUGGAGGAAGAAGUGUUAAGGAGACACUAUCCAGGAGAAAUGUGGGGGAUUGAGCAUCAGAAAAUCCAGGACAGACUUUUGACACAAUUUGAAGAUAAAUACACAAAAACACUGACUGAAGAAAAAGUCAAUGAAUGUCAUAAGAAAUUUGCAAAUGCAUUUCCUCUUAAUUUGGACUUUUUUCCUUCCAGUCACAAUCUCUAUGAAUAUGACUUGUUUGGAAAUUGUUUAGAACAUAAUAAUUUUGACUGUCAUCAUAAUAGAAUCCUUAUAAGAAAGGAACAUUCUGAAUUUAAUGAACCUAUGAAAUCAUUUUGCAUUAAUCCAUCCCAUCUUGCAGUAACUCCCUUUAAGUGUAAUCAUUGUGGGAAAGGAUUCAGUCAAACUUUGGACCUCAUCAGACACCUGAGAAUUCAUACUGGAGAGAAACCUUAUGAAUGUAAAAAGUGUAGAAAAGCUUUCAGCCACAAGGAAAAACUCAUUAAACAUCAUAAAAUUCAUAGUAGGGAGCAGUCUUAUGAUUGUAAUGAAUGUGGGAAAGCUUUCAUUAAAAUGUCAAAUCUCAUUAGACAUCAAAGAAUCCAUACUGGGGAGAAACCCUAUGCAUGUAAGGAAUGUGGGAAAUCGUUCAGCCAGAAAUCAAAUCUCAUUGAUCAUGAAAAAAUUCAUACUGGAGAGAAACCAUAUGAAUGUAAUGAGUGUGGGAAAGCAUUCAGCCAGAAGCAAAGCCUCACUGCACAUCAGAAAGUUCAUACUGGGGAGAAACCUUAUGCAUGUAAUGAAUGUGGUAAAGCCUUCCCUCGAAUUGCAUCCCUUGCACUUCAUAUGAGAAGUCACACAGGAGAAAAACCUUACAAAUGUGAUAAAUGUGGAAAAGCCUUCUCUCAGUUUUCUAUGCUUAUUAUACAUGUAAGAAUUCAUACAGGUGAGAAACCCUAUGAAUGUAAUGAAUGUGGAAAAUCCUUCUCUCAAAGUUCAGCCCUUACUGUACAUAUGAGAAGUCAUACUGGUGAAAAACCUUAUGAAUGUAAGGAAUGUAGAAAAGCCUUCAGCCACAAGAAGAACUUCAUUACACACCAGAAGAUUCAUACUAGAGAGAAACCUUAUGAAUGUAAUGAAUGUGGGAAAGCUUUCAUUCAGAUGUCAAAUCUUGUUAGACACCAGAGAAUUCACACUGGAGAAAAACCCUACAUAUGUAAGGAAUGUGGCAAAGCCUUUAGCCAGAAAUCAAAUCUCAUUGCCCAUGAAAAAAUUCAUUCUGGAGAGAAACCCUAUGAAUGUAAUGAAUGUGGUAAAGCCUUCAGUCAAAAACAAAACUUUAUUACACAUCAGAAAGUUCACACUGGAGAGAAGCCUUAUGAUUGUAAUGAAUGUGGUAAAGCCUUUUCUCAAAUUGCAUCUCUUACUCUUCAUCUGAGAAGUCACACCGGAGAAAAGCCUUAUGAAUGUGAUAAAUGUGGGAAAGCCUUCUCUCAGUGUUCACUGCUCAAUUUACAUAUGAGAAGUCAUACUGGUGAGAAGCCCUAUGUAUGUAAUGAAUGUGGAAAAGCUUUCUCUCAAAGAACUUCUCUUAUUGUGCACAUGAGAGGUCAUACAGGUGAGAAACCCUAUGAAUGUAAUAAAUGUGGAAAAGCCUUCUCCCAAAGCUCAUCCCUUACUAUACAUAUACGAGGUCACACAGGUGAGAAACCCUUUGACUGUAGUAAAUGUGGAAAAGCCUUCUCUCAAAUCUCAUCUCUUACACUUCAUAUGAGAAAACAUACAGGUGAAAAGCCUUAUCAUUGUAAUGAGUGUGGUAAGGCUUUUAGCCAAAAGUCACACCUUGUUAGACACCAGAGAAUUCAUACUCAGUAGAAAUAGAAACACUGUGAAUAUUGUGAAGAUGGAAAAGCCUUCAGAAUUAGCAUCUCCUUUCAUUAAAGCCUUUUGAAGAAGUCACACAAUUGUGAAACAUGAGAAUUCUUAUACAACGUGACAAAUUGUGUAACAAAUAAGUUGAACAUCAAAAACCUUGGUAGACCUCUGUUGAUAUUUAUUCAGGAUUCUUAUUAAAAUAUGAAACAAGAUGUCUGCUAAGAGAAUAUCAGCAUUACAGUUGAGCUCCUUUUGUAGCCAGUACGUUAAGCAAGAAAAAGAAGAUUUGGGGGGAAGGAAGAAACUAUAAAAAUAUCACAGGAAAUAGUUAAUUGGAUAAUGUGUUGAUAUAAAAUGUCUAAGGAUAACACAACAGCAUUACAAGACACACAUAUAUAUAAAGUUACAAAAAACAUUUUGAAGAACAUAAAGUAGGACCUGAAAUUCUGAGAAAAAUAACACUGUCUGAAAACACAUUUUCAAAAAUAUAAAUUCACAAAUCUUUAAGGUACUUCCAUUCUAAGUUUUCACUAAAUUUUAAGAAUUUCACAAACUGGUUUAAAAUUUUGUAUGAGAACAUAAAGGACCACAAAUAGCUGAAACAAGUGAAAAACAAGAGAAAACACAGUUUACCAGAUAGCAUCACAUAUUUAAAGCUGGUAUCUAAACAAUGUGUUCUUGCUAAAUAAAUGAAUCAGUGGAAAGAAAACAAGGAUUGAAGAAAGGAGAUAAGGAAAUUUUUUGUAUGGUAUUGCUAUUGAAAAGUCAUUGGAGAAAGAAUGGCCUAUUCAAUAAACAGAAGAUUCAUUUGAACAAAAAAAUGACAGUUGUUUACUUUAUACUAUAUAUACAAAUAAAAUCCAGAUUGAAGACUAGAAUAUAAAAAGCAAAAUUCUAAAACUCUGAUGAAAAUGAAAUAGAUUUAUUACUUUAGAGUAACUGGAUCACUCUAAGAACACAUAAAUAUGAAAUAGUCGUUUCUAUUUUGGUGUAUUGCAGACAGAUAAAGGCACGAAGAUACACAUCUCUAUGUUCAUCGUGGUUUGUAUUACACUAAAUUGGACAUAACAGAUUCUCAUUAGUAGAAGGAUAGAUUAAUACCAUGUAAUUAUUGUUAUGAUAGAAUACAGUAUUUAGAAGGUACAAAUUUUACAUAUAGUACCUAGAUCACAAUAUAAAUAUUGAGAGAAAAAAAAGCAAAAUGUACAAUGAAAAGAUGUAACAUUUGUAUAAGUUUAAUAAAAUAAUGCAAAGAACA
Molecule: messenger RNA, 3857 nt
Organism: Mustela lutreola (European mink)
Lineage: Eukaryota; Metazoa; Chordata; Mammalia; Carnivora; Mustelidae
Gene: ZNF569
Product: zinc finger protein 569
Exons: 7
Coding region: 650-2599 (649 amino acids)
Biological process (GO): negative regulation of transcription by RNA polymerase II
Molecular function (GO): DNA-binding transcription repressor activity, RNA polymerase II-specific
Source: RefSeq, a predicted model, not a curated record